This is a messenger RNA of Zea mays, 1223 nucleotides long. RefSeq lists its product as uncharacterized. Bases 64 to 996 code for a protein of 310 amino acids. Gene Ontology annotation, cellular component: chloroplast. Lineage: Eukaryota; Viridiplantae; Streptophyta; Magnoliopsida; Poales; Poaceae. Gene Ontology annotation, molecular function: hydrolase activity, acting on ester bonds. The transcript has 7 exons. The record is from RefSeq and is marked provisional.
CCUCUUCGAGAGGCGCACGCCGCGCCACGGCGAGCCACUCCACUCCGACUCGGCACCGGCGACAUGCUCCCGCUCCUCUCUCCUCCGCGCCCUCGUGCCGCGCGACCCCGCGCCAGCGCCACCGUCUCCGCCACCGCCAGGCCGGCCGUCAUCCUCCCAGGGCUCGGGAACAACACGGGCGACUACGCGCGGCUCGCCGCGGCGCUGCGGGACGACCACGGCCUCCCCGCGGCCGUCGUGGCGCGGGUCACCCGCCCCGACUGGCUCCGCAACGCCGCGGGCCUCGCCGACGCCAGCUACUGGCGGGGCACCCUCCGCCCGCGCCCCGUGCUCGACUGGUACCUGAAGAGGGUGGACGACGCGGUGUCCGAGGCGAGGGAGCUAUGCGCGCCAGGAGGGAAGAUAUCACUGAUAGGGCAUUCAGCUGGGGGCUGGCUCGCGCGCGUGUACAUGGCAGAGUUUGAUGCUUCCGACAUAAGUCUACUCCUCACCCUUGGCACUCCUCACCUGCCUCCUCCAAAGGGUGUACCUGGGGUAAUUGAUCAGACUAGAGGACUACUGAACUACGUCGAGGAGAAUUGUGCUCCAGCAGUUUAUACACCAGAAUUAAGAUACGUGUGCAUUGCUGGAAGGUACAUUCAAGGUGCUCCUCUUCUGGGGAACUCUGCAGCUGCUUCUGAUGAGAUCCUCGCAGCUGACACUCCUUCAGAAGGAGGCCAUGCUGUUAUUGUCAGUAGCAGUGACAAUUCUACAUCUACUCCAUCAGCUGUCUCGUGGCGAGCCCGGUUCGUUGGGCAAGGUUACAAGCAGGUUUGUGGGCGAGCAGAUGUGUGGGGCGACGGCGUUGUUCCUGAGAUGGCAGCGCAUCUGGAGGGAGCGCUGAACGUAAGCUUUGACGGUGUGUACCACUCUCCGGUAGGUUCCGAUGAUGAACAAAGGCCCUGGUAUGGCUCUCCGGCGAUCCUCAAGCAGUGGGUGCAUCACCUUCUCAGCUGAGAUAGUGACAUACAAGAGGAGCUAGCUGCCGGAACAGACAGAAACUGGGAUGUGUCCUGCAGCUGACAUGACACCAUUGGCCACCAAAGGGCAAAGGGGAACUUUUUCUCUGAAAUUGAGGUGCAUGAUAUAGCAUGGCAGAUCCCUGGUUGUGUGUUGUCAGUCUCUGUAGAUAAUUUAAGCAUUUAACCUGAGGUCUUUUUGUCCAAUCUUUUCUCUGCUAUCUC